Molecule: messenger RNA, 1449 nt
Organism: Debaryomyces fabryi
Lineage: Eukaryota; Fungi; Ascomycota; Pichiomycetes; Serinales; Debaryomycetaceae
Product: cleavage polyadenylation factor subunit
Exons: 1
Coding region: 1-1449 (482 amino acids)
Biological process (GO): protein ubiquitination; mRNA processing; ubiquitin-dependent protein catabolic process
Cellular component (GO): nucleus
Molecular function (GO): zinc ion binding; ubiquitin protein ligase activity; nucleic acid binding
Source: RefSeq, a predicted model, not a curated record
AUGUCAUCAACUAUAUUUUAUAAGUUUUUAUCUCAGAAAACACAAUCGACCAUUCAUUUUGAUGGGACGGGUAUAAGUGUAUUUGAUUUAAAGCAUGAAAUCAUAUUACAAAACCAACUUGGUCAAGGUACAGAUUUUAAUUUAAGAUUGUAUCAUCUGGAACAGCCAGACUUAGAAUACGAAAACGAUCAGGAUGUUAUACCAAGGUCAUCCUUUGUUCUAGCCAAACGAUCACCGAGUUUGUCAAAAAAUGGGAAAUUCAAUAAUGCAUCAAGAUAUGUUAGUGGAAAGCCUCGUAUUAACAAGAAGAUGGUGAAUACAACGGCAGCUGUGACAAACAACGGAGUUGCGAAUAAGGGUGAUAGUAGACCAGUAGAUGAAAAUAUUUCAGAAGAAGACCGUAUCAAAUUGAUGUUCGAAAAUCAAUCCAACGCAUGGGCCCAAACGCAAGAUGAGCUUUCUACACAUAAGGUGGUAUACAAUAAACCCUCCGCUACUGGCACCAAUCCAGAAGAUGUGCCACCUCCGGGUUAUAUGUGUUAUAGAUGUGGUGGCAAGGACCAUUGGAUUAGAAACUGUCCUACGAACACUGAUCCUAAUUUUGAAGGCAAAAAAAUUAAGAGAACUACCGGUAUUCCUAAGUCAUAUUUGAAAACUAUCUCUAAAGAGGCAGCUACAGCUGCAGAAAAUAAUAAUGAUGGAUCAGACAAUCAAAUAACGACAAACGAGAAUGGUGAUCUCGUAGACCAACAGGGUAAUACAUAUAUGAUCACGGAGACAGGUGAAUAUGUCAUUGCAAUGGCAGAUAAUAAGACUUGGCUCAAUUACCAACAGAAACAGCAAAAUGCGGCAAUGAAAGCAAAACAAGAAUUUGAAUCAAAAAUCUUAGAAUGUAUAGAGAAAGACCAAAGAUCAGAAUUCUUAGACCCUUUGGCAGGUCUGAACAAAAAAUUAUUGGUCCCACCAAUAGUUAUGACGGCAUGUUGCCAAUCUAAAGAAAGUUUGAAGAAGAUGACGAACUUUAAUUACCAUCAACCUUCCUUGGAACAAGUAUUGAUUGAAAAUGACUUCCAUUGUCCAAAUUGUAACACUGAAGACGUAUUCAUAGACACGCUUAUACGAAAUGAAGAAUUGGAAUCAAGUUUAAAGGAUUACAUCAAGGAAAAAGAAGAGCAAUUAGGCAUCGAAGAUCCCGCUACUGCGACAAAUAAUGCUAUGAAGAGGUCUAACGAGGACGAAGACGAUAAUCCGGACGCAAAGAGACAAAAUACGGGCUUACCUCUGAGGCCAAAUAUGCUUCCAAUGGUUCCGCCAUUUGGGAUGCCUCCUGGUAUGCCAAUGCCUCCUAUGCCUAUGGCUAUGAACCCAAACAUGCCUAUGCCUAUGUUUAUGCCACCUCCUCCACCAUCGUUUGCAAUGAACAAUCAACCUCCGCAACAAAAGAAGUAA